Suillus subalutaceus is the source of this 1223-nucleotide messenger RNA. RefSeq lists its product as uncharacterized. The record is from RefSeq and is a predicted model, not a curated record. The transcript has 5 exons. The coding region runs from base 179 to 1066 and encodes 295 amino acids. Gene Ontology annotation, molecular function: FMN binding. NCBI's taxonomy places the organism in Eukaryota, Fungi, Basidiomycota, Agaricomycetes, Boletales, Suillaceae.
GCAAUUUCAAGUAUCUACUCGGACUGUCGGACACCAUCACGGGUCCGUUGUUAUCAGCGCUGUCAGCUUCGUAGAUCCAACAUCAGCUUCGCAUAUGUGAAAACCAGCCUUUACCUGCAACCAUGUAGCUAUAAAUCCAGGGCCAGUUUCGCUCUUUCCGUCCAACUAAUCCACCAACAUGAUGUUCAUCCCUCCCUUCGAUUCCACCACCUAUUCCACCUACACCCAAUCACCCAAUCCGUCAUGGACGUACGGUCAGAGAGUCGACACCACUCCUGCCGGAAAAGACUGGGUCGCAGGCGAAUCUGCAGGCUGGAAAAUCUACAACACAGCAGAAUUAGACAAGGUCAAUAUGACCAAGCUCUUGAAUUCGGGCAUCGUACCGCGCCCCAUCGCAUUCGUAUCAACGAUCAGCGAGGAGGGCAUAGAGAACCUGGCACCAUACAGUUGGUUUAACACAGUCACGACCUACCCGCCUAUCAUCUCAUUCGCAUGCAACAACAAUGCCCUGGGCGGCCUCAAAGACACAGCGGUGAAUGUGAUGAACAGCCAAGGAUUUAGCGUGAACAUCGUCAGCGAGCCAUUCAUCGAGAGUGCAAAUGCAACUGCCAUAGACUCUCCUCCCGGUUUUGACGAGUGGAGUCUCAGCGGUCUGACAAAGGAAAAAUGCGUAUGUGUGCGGCUUUGUGAUACGAUAUAUGCGCUGACAACAAGUGUUCAGGUGCAAAUAAAAGCCUCGCGCGUCAAGGAAAGCGCUUUUAGCAUGGAGUGCGAGCUCUACAAAUCCAUAGAUAUCACGCACCCAGUCACAGGCGAGCACACCAGCACGCUCAUUCUCGCGCACGUCAAGUACAUCCACGUGCGCAAAGACAUGCUCACACAGAGAGGUGUGAUCGACCUGACAAAGUUCAAGCCUGUCGCGCGUGUGGGCGAUAUCUCAUAUGCGCGCAUUGGAGAUGCAUUCAGGAUCGCCUCUCCAACAUGGGCGCAGGACAAGGCGAAGAUACAUGAAGCGUUGGACGAUGCGAAGAUAGGAGAAGCGAUGGCGACUCUAGCAUUGCUAUGACAUAGAACGAAGGAGGCCAGGUUGCUGUUUCAUUAGUAACAUAUACCAUAGAUAAUACUAAUUAAUAGAUAUUAGCAUCCACGCGUGAUCGUGUCCGUUGCUAAUUUUCAUCCCUGAGGUAGUCCUUCCUUAUAAUCAUUGACUAGGAAGAGCGCCG